AUGAGGAUUUCACUAUUCGCCGCUAGCGCAAUGCUGUGCAUCGUGGGCGGUUUGUUUGCACAAGUAAACGCCAAGGCCAUCCUGGGUGUUGAUUUGGGGUCUCUGUAUAUGAAAGUUGCUUUGGUGCAAAGAGGAGCCCCCCUAGAAAUUGUCACAAAUCUUCACUCCAAAAGAAAGACGGAGCAAAUGGUUCUCUUUGACCAAGGUACUCGAUUUUAUGGAGCUGAUGCCAAUGGUUUGUUGGCCAGAAAACCUACCAAGACUCCUGUCGCCAUGACGGUAGUUCUAGGACGUGAUGACGAGCACCCUACUGUCAAAGUCCUUACGGAGCGUCAUUACCCUUUGACUCCCAAAUACAAUGCCACCAGAUUUGGGUCAUACUUUGUUGUCGAUGGAAAGGACGAGUACACGCCUGAGGAAUUGACUGCCAUGCUUUUGAACCAUGCAGAAGAAAUCACUGUAGCAUAUGGAAAGGAGAAGGGACACAUCCUUGGCGAAAUUCGCGACUGUGUCUUGACAGUCCCAUCAUUUGCCACCCAAGCGGAGCGAAGAGCAUUGAUGGAUGCUGCAAAGUUGGGUAACUUCAAUGUUUUGAGUCUCAUUGAUGAAAACACCGCUUCGGCUUUGAACUUUGGUAUGGAUAAGGUGUACGAAGAACCACAAAUUAUCCUUUUCUACAACUUGGGAGCCAGUUCUUUGCAAGUCAGUGUCAUCAAGUUCCACUCUUAUGAGAUGAAGGAAGGAAAGCUCUCCAAAAAGACAAAGACUGUUGGAUCGAUUGAAGUAUUGGGUAAGGCCUGGGAUUCCACUCUUGGUGGUUUGGCGUUUGACAACCGAUUGGUCGAAUACCUGGCGGAUCACUUCAAUGCCGAAUGGAACAAGGCCCGUGGACAUGACAAGGAUGUCCGCACCAUCCCACGCGCCAUGACCAAGCUUCGCAUCCAAGCAAACAAGGUCAAGCACGUGCUUUCGGCCAAUGCGGAGAUUCCUGUCCACAUGGAUUCCUUGCACGAUGACAUGUCUCUGAGUUUGCACAUUACACGGGCCAAGUUUGAAGAACUUUGUGAAGAUUUGAUGGAUCGUGCCGUGGCCCCAGUUCACGCGGCCAUCAAGAGUGCCGGUUUGGAAUUGAAGGACAUCACUGCCAUUGAAAUGAUCGGAGGAGGAAUGCGUGUGCCAAAGGUCCGAGCUGGACUUUCUGCCGCCUUGGAUGACAAGGAACUUGGCAUGCACAUCAACUCUGAUGAGAGUAUGGCUCUUGGAGCUUCUUUCUUUGGAGCCAACAUCUCCACUGCCUUCCGUGUGCGUCAUGUCGGUUUGACUGAUAUCAACCCAUUCCCCAUUGCCGUUUCUUUGGCAGAACUUGAGGCUAAGGAGCCCAAGGAGGGCGAAGAAGUAUGGAGCAAGGAAGCUACCAUCUUUGCCACCAAUGGAAAGACUGGAGUCAAGAAGUCCAUUGCUUUCACUCACGAUCAAGAUCUUCACUGCGCUCUUGACUAUGCUGACGCCGAUACUUUGCCGGAAGGUUCCAGCUCCGAAUUGCAACGCUACAAGGUAACUGGAGUUGCCGCAUUCGCCAAGGAAAUGGAAGAGAAGGGACUCGGAAAGCCAAAGGUCACUUUGCAAUUCGAACUCACCCACAGUGGAAUCACUGAGUUGGUCAAGGCAGAAGCCGCUGUCGUUGAAACCUACACUGUCGAAGAGGAAGUAGAGGUUGAAGACGAAGAAGAAGGUGACGACAAGAAGGAAGAAGCCGAAGCCGAAGCGAAGGAGGAAGAAACGACAGACGAAGAUAAGAGCAAUGAAACCAAGACCGAGGAAGAAGAGCCCAAGAAGAAGAAAACGAAGCUUGUGGAGAAGAUCUUUGGUAUACGAUCGAAAAAACCUGCGUUUUGGACACCAAAGGAAAAGAAGCGCACAAUCAAGAAGACUUUGGACGUGGAAUCCUACUAUGUUGGUAAGAUCCGCCCCCUGACCGAAGAGCUGAUGGCCGAAUCCAAGGCCAAGUUGGACUACUUGAAUCAAAAGGAUAAGGAGCGUAUCGAAUUGGAAGAAGCCAAGAAUCGCGUCGAAUCUUACAUCUACAAAAUCAAGAACAAGUUGAUUGAUGACGAGGAAAACAUUGCCAAGGUCUCCACUGAAGAACAACGUGAAGAGUUGCGUAAAUUGUCUGCCGAUGGAGAAGACUGGCUGUACGAUGAUGGUUACAAUGCUGACUUGAAGACCAUGGAAGCCAAGUUUGCCGAACUCUCCGAACCUGCUGAGAAGGUCUGGUUCCGAGUCGCGGAAAUGAGUGACCGCCCCGCUGCCGUCAAGGAGAUGACCAAGAAGUUGGAGAAGGUUGAAGAGUUGAUGAUGAAGUGGAAGGACUCCAUGCCCCAAAUAACGGAUGAAGAAAAGGCCGAUGUCACCGACAAGGUGACUGCUGUUCGUACUUGGUUGAGCGAAAAGGAAGCCGAACAAGAAAAGCUUGCGUCUCAUGAAGAUCCUGCUUUUACCAGUGCUGAAGUUCCUGUUCAGACCAAGUCUUUGGAGCGAUUAAUUUCCAAGCUAAUGAAGAAGCCCAAGCCAAAACCAGUCAAGGAGGAAAAGAAUGAGACUGCCACAGAAGGCAGCAACGAAACCAAGGCUGAGAAUGCCGAGGAAAAGGAUGGCGAGGACAAGGAUGCCGAAGCUUCCUCUACCCAAGAGGAAGUGAAGGAAGAAGAAGAAAAGAAGGACGAAGAAGAAAAGAAGGAAGAAGAAACCACCAAGGAGGAUGGUUAUGCUGCUGAGACCGGAGAUGAGCUGUAA
This is a messenger RNA of Cylindrotheca closterium, 2793 nucleotides long. NCBI's taxonomy places the organism in Eukaryota, Bacillariophyta, Bacillariophyceae, Bacillariales, Bacillariaceae. The record is from the annotation of a GenBank genome assembly.